AUGACGGGGGAUGAUGGUGGUGUUGAACUUGAGAAGGAAGAGCAGAACCAAAAGAUCACGAAGAAGGAGAAGGAGAAGCAAUUGGGCAAAAACGAGUUGGGGAAAAGAGCUGCGAGCAGCAAAGGGAAAGGAAGUAGUGAAAAUGGGUCUCGGAGACGGUCUUCGCGUUUGGUCCUGUUGGAGAAAACUAAUGAGAUGGUGGGGAAAGCUUCGCCGGUACCUGGGAAGAGGUCGCGGGGGGCUAUGUUGAAGGGUAAAGAUAGACUGAAGGUCAUAAAUAGACGGGCCAGUCUACGCCCGAGGGAUGUCGUAUGCGAGAAGGCUGCUCCCUCAACUAGGCCUCCAUCUACAGCUGAUGGCCCGGUUUUGAAGAAACGACGCGUGUCUGAGGGUGAUGCUGUGGUCCCCAAAAAGUCAUCCGAUACCAGUGCCAUUGACGAUACGCGGCCGCCCAAGCGGACAACGCAAAAGAAGUGGCUUUCGCAUGGUCUAUAUGCGGGGCAGGAUCGUUACUUUGAUCCCAGGCUUACAGAGGAGAAGAACCGGCUUAAAUUUGGAAAACAGAAUGCAGAGGACAGGAAGAAGGCUUUCCCAUUGCCGAUGUUUGCGGGAGAGAGGCUGAUUGAGGAUGGCAGAGAUUUCAAGUUGCCUUUUGAUAUAUUCUCACCACUACCCCCUGGCCAGCCGAAACCGGAUGAGUGGCGGAAGACUAAUAAAAAUGUAUUCGUCGGCGAUGCGGCUUGCAUAUGGAAAGCGAUCAAACUCAGAGAGCGUUCUACAUGCAUGUGUACUCCUGAGUUAGGUUGUGAUGAGAACUGCCAGAAUCGGUACAUGUUCUACGAAUGUGAUGACAACAACUGUAAACUGGGCGCUGAACUGUGUGGCAAUCGAAGUUUCGAAGGGCUGCGCCAGCGCAUCAAGAUGGGUGGCAGGUAUAACAUUGGCGUUGAGGUAAUCAAAACAGCGGACCGUGGAUAUGGGGUACGCAGCAAUCGGACUUUUGCGCCUAACCAGAUAAUUGUGGAGUACACCGGUGAGAUUAUCACUCAGGAGGAGUGUGAGAGGCGCAUGAGGACUGUGUAUAAGGAUAAUGAGUGUUAUUAUCUUAUGUAUUUUGAUCAGAACAUGAUCAUCGAUGCCACCCGGGGUUCCAUUGCCCGGAUGGAAAAGUGGACAGUUGCCGGAAAACCGCGCAUGGCCCUAUUCGCUGGUGAAAAUGGGAUCAUGACUGGAGAAGAGCUCACCUACGAUUACAACUUCGAUCCCUAUUCUCAAAAAAACGUACAGCAAUGCCGCUGUGGAGUGCCGACAUGUCGUGGCGUGUUGGGCCCCAAGUCUAAAGACUCUAAUAGGCCGCGCAGCGAGAAGCAGACAAAUUCAAAUCUGUCUCAAGAGCCAAGGAAAAUUUCGGCAGUGGGCAAGAAGCGGAAACGGGAGAAAGUCCUCGACGAAUCCUCCACGUCGCACCUCAACAAAAGAAAAAAGAUUCUCAAGCCAGCAUCGAAAGCACUCAAGCCUAGCAUCAAGAAAGCUGUAGCCAGCACCCGACCAGCCACUAAUUCAAACAAAAGGGCGAAAGCGAAACCAAAUCCCAAGACCAAAACCUCUACUAUUACUACUAUCAAAGCCAAUUCAGUUCCAACUAAGAAAUCUACAGUCAGACCCCGCGCCACAAUAUCGAGAACAAUCCCUGCAAAACAGAAGACUCAGAGAUCUGCGGCGAAGACCCCAUCCCAGACGCAGCCGCAAGGCAACACGAAGCUCAACCGACCUUCCAAAAAGCUGAACUCCAUUUCUGCUGCACGCGCCGCAAGUAGGACCCCAGCUGCUAUGAGACGGUUCCUGGAAGCAGGGAAAAUGAAUCAUAAAAAAGAAGACGACGCGAAGGAAACCACAUCCUUGUCUUCUCGGAGUUUAACUUCGAAGACAAAAGCUGGAGUGCCCGUGACGCAGAGGAGAUAUACGAUGAACAACCCUGGAAAACAGUCUAAGAUUAGUAAAACUGUGAAGAGAAUGGUUGGGACCAUGAGACGGGGUAGAAAAUCUGCUUGA
Histoplasma mississippiense is the source of this 2052-nucleotide messenger RNA. RefSeq lists its product with no specific name. Bases 1 to 2052 code for a protein of 683 amino acids. Gene Ontology annotation, molecular function: histone H3K36 methyltransferase activity; protein binding. Lineage: Eukaryota; Fungi; Ascomycota; Eurotiomycetes; Onygenales; Ajellomycetaceae. Gene Ontology annotation, biological process: regulation of DNA-templated transcription. The transcript has 5 exons. Gene Ontology annotation, cellular component: nucleus; chromatin. The record is from RefSeq and is a predicted model, not a curated record.